AUUUAACAGCGUAUAUUCCGACCGUUACGCCAAGUACUCCUAGUAAUGACGGUAUACAGGUCUGGCUGAUAGGCGCAAUUGCAGGUGGAGCGGGUGCGGUAUUGUUGAUUGUUUGUAUUGCCAUAUGCGUCUACUGCAAGUGUUGCGCACGAAAACAUGUGGCUGAUGAUGAUGUGGAACCUGAACUGAUGUCAAUCGAACAGGAAACGACAAAUAAGAAUGAAGCAUACGGCAGCAGACCAUUACCUCCAAGUCCGUCCAAAAGGCCGAUGGCUCAUCAGAGAAGCACGUUCAGUUUGAAGAAAGGUCGCUCGUACGAGGAAGAAAUACCUAAGAAAAUAUCGAAUCAACAGGAAAUCGAGGAGGAAAAACUUGUUCAGGCAACAUCCAAGUCAAAGCGAAAGUCACCGGAAAGCGCUUUGACACCUUCUAAAUCGCCGAGCAAGUUAGCACUGCCAGGACGUAAUAAGAGACGAAACAGCAAGAACGCAAUUGAUCCCACUGAAACGAUAGAAAUGGCUUCAAGCAGCCACUCAGAUACAUCGAAUAGUAUCAACAAUAACAUCAAUGGUCUCUUCCAAUCCAGUUUUUCAAAGGAUGCCGAAGAAAUUAAAGACCACUUAAAGACAGAAAAGGACAAGAACAAACGAAGGAAUAGGAAGAAAUAUUCAGAUACAAACGGGACAGAAAGCACACCGUCCAUACUAGGAAUGUCAAGUACACCAUUAAGCAAUCCGAAGAUUGGCAGUGGAUCAGGCAGUAAAAACGAAUCGCCAUCGUUAUUAAACACGCAGAGGAAAGACGCACCGGAAGGAGACAACCUUCACGAGGCUCGACACCGAAUGCACAAGCUACUAGACGAGGCAUUCGCCCUGAUCACACCUCGGUCAUCAUUUAACGAGAAUGAUAGGCAACAUGCACAGGUGAAAGAUACGGAAAAGGAAAGAGAUAUUGACACGUUGGUUGCCUCAAGACCAGACGACCCGUCUGGUGACCCCGGUUACAUCAACCCAGCUUAUGCGAGCUCAUAUAGCGAGUACCUGCAGAUCUGGAGUCCCUACCGAGCCGCAGACCAGGUGGCUCUCAUCUCAAUGCCAAACAUAGCGGCACCCGUGGUAACGAAGCAAGGAGGGUCGAAAAUGAAGCAGAACAAAAGACCUGUUAGUAAUCUAACAUUUAUUAAAACAAAAAGCUCUACUGUAUUAGAUAAUACCUCAAAAUACACCAACGAUCCUGGGAAACCUAUUCGGCUACGCAUAAAAAGUGAACGUGGCAGCUCUGAACGACCAAUACAAAUGACUAACAACUACGUCGGGGAACGCCAGUUCUCUGUAUCCAGCCUGCGCGAAGACGCUCGUCUGCCGCAGAGUUCAACAUCAUUGUCAAAGACGAUAAAGACUUCUUCCGCCAAGCGGGCAGAGUCGGAUAAGACAGAGACCACAAUUGAGAUGAGAAAACAUCGAAGACCGGACCGAAACCUGGGCGACAAGGACGUAGUGGAUAUUUUAAAUGAUAUCAAACCUGAAGAAAAGACUGACACCUUGUUAAAGAGUCUUCGUGACGAGUUGGCGGCGUGUAAAAUGGAAUCGGAAGGAGACAUUAAUAGCAAACCUAUUCGACGAAAAGGGCGAAAACCUACCAAACCUAUGACUAACAUUGUUUAAUCCCAAACGCCGGUAACACCAGUUUCAAAAUGUUUAUAGUGUGUGCUUUAAUAAUAUUUUGUUACGUACAUAUUAUGAUUGUGUAAUAGUU
This is a messenger RNA of Dreissena polymorpha, 1755 nucleotides long. RefSeq lists its product as uncharacterized. The transcript is spliced from 12 exons. NCBI's taxonomy places the organism in Eukaryota, Metazoa, Mollusca, Bivalvia, Myida, Dreissenidae. Bases 189 to 1664 code for a protein of 491 amino acids. The record is from RefSeq and is a predicted model, not a curated record.